AGGGGGGAAGGACAUAGGAAAGAGGGAUGCCUACUUUUAAUCAAUUGAUUCGUCAACACUUUUCACAUGGGAUGCCCCAAGAAAAAACAAGGGCCGAGACUGAUAGGCUUGGGCUUGCUGCGGGUGCGGGCAGUUUAAAAUCCAUGAACUUCGUACAGAGCAUCUCGGAGGAAGAUAAGCAAUGUUCACGGAAAAAGAAGAGAGAUUUUGUCCAUGUCUUACUGAUGAAAAAGAAGACCUUUGUGACCGUGACAGAUGCUAGGGGGAAUAAGAAGACUGGGGCCUCCGCAGGUUGUUUGGAGGAAAGAAAAGGGCGGUCUCGUCUUUCUCGGUAUGCUGCUGAAGCAACUGCGGAACAUGUCGGGCGAUCCGCCAGAAAGAUGGGUUUAAAGUCAGUUGUCAUGAAAGUGAACGGAUCUACUUAUUUCAGGAAAAAGAAGAAAGUGAUCUUGAGCUGGAGAGAAGGUUUUCGAGGUGAAGGAGUAGGAAAAAAAUCUCCAAUUAUGUACAUCCACGAUGUGACCCAACUUCCACAUAAUGGAUGCCGACUCCCAAAAAAACGUCGUGUUCAAAUAGUUCCAACCAUUUUUUAAUCUCCAUUUUCACUUGACAAGAAAGAAUUCCGGAAAAAAUCUGACUCGGAAGGGAGGCUAGACUAAUUGACUGAGCGAGACUCCAUCCAACUAUUCUGCAUCCAUCUAGCAAAGCCGCGUGAGUGAAGCACCCUAAACUUUGUAGUUAAGGCGAAAGCUCCAUUGUAGACGUGAGGAUCCCGUUCUAUUGAGCCUUCCCGCUUAUCCUAAAAACAACUCAGUCAGAUUAAUUAGGACCUCAAGCUAUCACCUCGACGUUUUGAGCUAGCCUAUGAGGUGACGUUUUUUCAGCUGCGUCUGCUUACGCUCUAGUUGUCGGGGGGUUAGCUGACUUGCUGCUUUCUUUCUCUCCUUACCGCUCACGCUAGCCUAUGUGCCUUUUGAUGCUUGUUUAGGAUUGGAGUAAGCAGCAAGAAUUUUAUCUUUUAACCGCCUUAUUUUCGCGUAACACAAUCCAGCGUAUUUGUCACGCAUCAAGUAAACAGCAAGGUUCAUCUGAGACCUGCAACUGCAGCAAGAAAGAGGUGGAAAGCACUUCUUUUUUAGGCUAUGAAGCCCGAUGUGCUAGCGCUUGUGACCCAAGCCUGAAGUGACUGACUAAUAAGAAACUGAUAGGAGUCGUGCUCGGCUUUCUUUCUUUUAUUUAGCCAAGGAUAUUCUUCUGAACCUAUCUUCAAAAAUUAAAAAAACUAAAGCUUUACAUCACCUUAACUUAAUAUAGACGGAACCGAUACCUUAACUUCUUCUUAAUAUGUUGCUUCGGUGGUCCUCUUCGCUAGCCGGAGUAUACCACUAUUCUGAACCAUUUUCAGAGACAAACCAAUAGGAGACAAGGGAUGGAUGUAGCUAGGCUAGGUCAACUCUAUCAUUGGUAUCAUUAUCCCUAUCACGAUCACUAUAUAAAGAUAUGUGCUACUACUAUCCCGAUGCAGCGAAGCUAGGUGGUGCUAUUAUGGCGGGGGAAGGGUCUACUUCUGCUCCAUCGGCAUGCUUUUGUGGCAGGUCUUUCUAUUACCGAUAUGGACCUCACUAAUAGGUCUCGUUCUGUACCUAGGUAUGGAUCUAUAUCACUAAGGUCAGUAUAUGAAUCUGUUGCGUCUUUUCUCUCUGGUCUUGGAUCACCUACUAACUACUGCCCUGCGACAAGGACUGGAACUGCCUCUGGAUCUGCUGCUGUUGUUGGUGCUGUAUCCACAAAUGAUGAUUCUACUGCUGCUGCGGGACCUGUCACUGCCUCCGCCUUUGGACCUGGAACCAUACGAAGGGGAGGGGUAUAGGUCUCGAUCACGUGUGAGGUAUGAAUCUCAACUACGAUCAUAAGGAGGAACUCGGUAUGGGUCUCGAUCACGUGGUUGGGGUGCAUGGGGGUAUCGAUCUGGAGCUACUGCAUAUGCGACUGGGUCACCCGGGAAGCUAUGGAUCUACUGUUUUUGGAUCACUGGCUAAGGCUGGCUUUAAAGCACUAAAGCGAGGUUAACGAAACCUUCUUCAUUGACGUUUACGCGCACUAGAACAACACUAAAGUUUCAGACGAACAGACAUUGAAGGACCUUAAGAUCAAAGUAGUAAAAAUGGCAAAAAAUAGAAAGAGAAAGAGAGGUCUCACUCGAAACAAGGAUCGUCAAGGCUCAUAUCCAGCUGACUU
Ananas comosus (pineapple) is the source of this 2238-nucleotide messenger RNA. RefSeq names its product probable ribosomal protein S11, mitochondrial. Gene Ontology annotation, biological process: maturation of SSU-rRNA from tricistronic rRNA transcript (SSU-rRNA, 5.8S rRNA, LSU-rRNA); translation; ribosomal small subunit assembly. The record is from RefSeq and is a predicted model, not a curated record. Bases 27 to 593 code for a protein of 188 amino acids. The transcript has a single exon. Gene Ontology annotation, cellular component: ribosome; mitochondrial small ribosomal subunit. Gene Ontology annotation, molecular function: structural constituent of ribosome; mRNA 5'-UTR binding; small ribosomal subunit rRNA binding. NCBI's taxonomy places the organism in Eukaryota, Viridiplantae, Streptophyta, Magnoliopsida, Poales, Bromeliaceae.